GAAUAUUUAUUGUGAUAUCAGAAAUUUCAAAUAAUAUAUCUUUAAUAGAUAAAUGAAUUUAAUCAAUAAUGUAGGAGACAUAGUUCAUACAAGGGUGGAUAGAUACAAUAAGAAAAGGAAAUAUAAUUAUUAGUUUUGACUUUUUAUUGGGAAAGAGUACUAAACCGAAACAUAUUUUUAUGAAGAAGACAAUAUAAUUUGGCAUGAGAAAUAGUAAAUGA
Messenger RNA from Paramecium sonneborni, 221 nucleotides. The record is from the annotation of a GenBank genome assembly. Lineage: Eukaryota; Ciliophora; Oligohymenophorea; Peniculida; Parameciidae.